Molecule: messenger RNA, 606 nt
Organism: Ceratotherium simum simum (southern white rhinoceros)
Lineage: Eukaryota; Metazoa; Chordata; Mammalia; Perissodactyla; Rhinocerotidae
Source: RefSeq, a predicted model, not a curated record
AUGAGCUGCAUGACAAAGAAUCUGCAGGAGUUGGUGAAGGCCCUCGGCGAUGUUCGCGGUUUUGAUAGACUUUUGCAAAAGGUAUGGGAGGCGAAGCGGCGGCUUGUAAUGAAGGGAAAGAAAGCCCCGUGCUUGGUGCGCGGUGAGCGGGGAAUAGUAUUUCCCGCUCGAUUCUGUGGGACUGCGCUCAUAACUGUUGUCUCUGCUACUCCUGGGAAAGUGAUUUGUGAAAUGAAAGUAGAAGAGGCGCAUACCAAUAAAAUGGGCACUCUCCAUGGGGGUAUGAUAGCCACCUUAGUGGAUAACAUAUCAACAAUGGCUCUGCUAUUCACAGAGAGGGGAGUCCCUGGAGUCAGUGUCGACAUGAACAUAGCGUACAUGUCACCUGCUAAACUAGGAGAAGAUAUACUGAUUACAGCACAUAUUCUGAAGCAAGGAAAAACCCUUGCAUUUACCUCUGUGGAUCUGACGAACAAGGUCACAGGAAAAAUAAUUGCACAAGGCAGACACACAAAACACCUUGGAAACUGAGAGAACAGCAAUGUCACCUGAAGAAACCCAACAAUGAAUAUCAAGUGUAAAUUUGACUUGAACAAAUGUAAUUUU